AUGGCGAAAAACCAUCUGGGUCUCUCUGAAUUCCCUCAUUCAUCAUCGAUGGACCACUCUUCAUCUUCUACAUCCAUCAUCACUAGUAGCACACCCUUCUUAGAAACUCCAAAACAUCCGUCUCCAAAACCACACAAAAAAACCAUAGUGAAAACAUUAAUGGGAGCUGCAAACUUCACCUCCUCUUCCUUCAAAGAAGACACCUAUUUCGUCUCCCACCUCAAAUCCUCAGAGAAGAAAGCUUUACAAGAGUUCAAGAAAAGGCUCUUAGCAUCAAAGGAAAUCAACAACAGUGCUUCCAUGUGGGGUGUGUCCUUACUUAAUGGCAAUGAUGCUGCUUCUGCUGACGUGGUGCUCUUGAAGUUUCUCAGAGCUAGAGACUUUAGAGUCAGUGAUGCUUACACCAUGCUUGUGAGAUGUCUUGCAUGGAGAAAAGAGUUUGGUGCUGAGAAUAUUCUGGAUGAGGAACUGGGAUUCAAGGAGCUUGAAGGGGUUGUUACUUACACUCAUGGUUAUGAUAGAAAAGGACACCCUGUGUGUUACAAUCAUUAUGUUGUGUUUAAGGAUAAGGAUUUGUAUGAGAGGAUUUUUGGUGAUGGAGAGAAGCUCAAGAGGUUUUUGAGAUGGAGGGUUCAAGUUCUUGAGAGAGGAAUCAAGCUUUUGAAUUUUAAGCCUGGUGGGGUUAAUUCCUUGAUUCAAGUUACUGAUCUUAAGGAUAUGCCUAGGAAAGAGCUAAGAACUGUUUCCAAUGAGAUUCUCACAUUGUUUCAGGAUAAUUAUCCUGAAAUGGUUGCUCAUAAGAUAUUCAUCAAUGUGCCAUGGUAUUUUAGCAUCUUGUAUUCAAUUUACUGUCCGUUUCUGACUCAAAGAACUAAGAGCAAGUUUGUGAUCUCUAAGGAAGGAAAUGCAACAGAAACACUCUACAAAUUCAUAAGGCCUGAGAAUAUUCCUGUUCAAUAUGGAGGAUUGAGUCGGCCUAAUGAUUUUCAAAAUGGUCCCCCAAAGCCAGCUUCUGAGUUCAGUGUUAAAGGAGGAGAAAAAGUGAACAUACAAAUAGAAGGAAUCGAGAAUGGUGCAAGAGUCAAGUGGGAGAUUGUUGUUGGAGGCUGGGAAGUACAAUACAGUGCUGAAUUUGUGCCAAAUGCAGAAGGUAGCUACACUAUAGCAGUUGAUAAGGCAAGGAAAGUUGAUGCAUCAGAGGAAGUAAUUGAGAGUUCAUUUACAUCAAAAGAAGGAGGCAUAAUAGUACUCACAGUUGAUAACUCUGGUUCAAGGAAGAAAAAAGUUGGUGCUUAUCGCCAUGUUGUCUGCAAAUGCAACAACACUAAUACAGGAUCUGAUAAUAUGCAAUUAAUUGUGUAUUAG
This is a messenger RNA of Lathyrus sativus (Indian pea), 1365 nucleotides long. NCBI's taxonomy places the organism in Eukaryota, Viridiplantae, Streptophyta, Magnoliopsida, Fabales, Fabaceae. The record is from the annotation of a GenBank genome assembly.